This is a messenger RNA of Anisakis simplex (herring worm), 1317 nucleotides long. Lineage: Eukaryota; Metazoa; Nematoda; Chromadorea; Rhabditida; Anisakidae. The record is from the annotation of a GenBank genome assembly.
AUGUCUGAACGGUUUGCGUUUAGAAACCCUGAAAAAAGAUUUUUAAGGUUUCAGUCAAAUUAUCGCCGACACGUGAUAAUCGCCGCACGUUUGAUGUGUUAUAAAACCAGCUUAACUAUCGCAGACUUGAUCGUUCUUUUCAUUUAUGCACCGACACAAAUCAUUUGGAUCAGUACAUAUUACGUAUCAAUUUUGCAGUGGUACGGUGGCGACGUUUUAUGCCGAGCGACAAAAUUCAUAAACACAUUCUCGCUUCAUUUAACUGCAAAUAUGCAAGUCUUAAUUGCUGCCGACCGUCUCUACAUCACGGCUCAUCUGCGCAAAGUUCAUCAGCGAUCGAGGUGUUCAGCCAAUCAGUUGGUGUUCGCGGCAUGGGUAUUGGCGAUUGCAUGCGCGUUGCCGCAACUCGUCGUUUUUCAUGCAUCCAACGAUACACCUAACGGAGAACCACAAUGCGUUUCCAUAUGGACCAUAAUGCGGUAUCAUCGACAUAUAGCGCAUAGCGGUGGUUCAUACGACGAUGAGUCCGAACUGAAUUCCACGAACCACUCCAUUUAUAAGAUCGCUAGAUCGACGUUGGAUAAUGGAUACAAUGAAACGGAAAACGAUUAUGAUAAUAUACUCUCUUCACUUGAACACGGUGUACUUGCUAAUUACUGCCCUAAAAGUUUAAGGUAUCCACACUCAAUGACAUUAACGCUACCGAGUUAUUGCGCUGAUACCAUACCGAAUGGUGAAAAUCGAAAUGUGAUCGAGAAGAGCGAUAAUGUAGCUGAGGUCACUGGACACUCGAGAAAGUUCGGCGUUGGACUGCCAGCAGUCAGCCAGAGAAACGAAAUGUCCGACGCGAAAAACCGACUUUUCAAUAUCUCAUCAAGUAGAGCAGGAAGCUUAGUGCCGCUAUCGUUGAGAGAUCUUCAAGUGUCGAAAAUCGUAAGACGGCAUUUCGGGUCGCUGCCUGCGGAUUGCUCUGCGAGCAACUCGUUUGAGAACUGCAGCGGUGAUGACCCGACCAAACACGCUCCGUUGAUGACUGCUUCGUCGCAACUGUCCAGCGACGAACUGCAAAUGUAUCGGAAGCAACUGAUGAAUGCAUUUCGAAACGGUCAUCGCAAAUCUGCAUGGCAAAUAACCAUGUCAAUUGCAAGACGACGCACUCGUAUGAAGGCAUUCUUGAUGUUGACACUUAAUAUGAUCUUCUGGACACCGUAUUGUGUUCUUGGCAUUCUGAGCACUUUGACGGUUUUCGAUCACACUGCUUAUGAUUUUGUGAAUGCAUUCGUUGUUCUCAAUGCCGUUUCGAAUUUAUUGCUGUGA